AUGUAUAUUGAACAAAGUUUUGAGUGUGCGGGCGACGAGGUGCUUGUGGAGUCUUCGCCGCCCGCCUCCCCCGACAUGGCGGCCCAACUGGCUGCGCCCACGCAGGGCACAAGCGCUGGGAACGCGUCGCCGAGCACUGUGAGAGACCUUAUCGUGAUACCGGAGAUACCUAACACAAUACAUCUGUCGCAUGCUAUACAGCAGGUAUCAACAGCGGUGGUGGAAGUGAACGGCGAUAGUUCUGGUCAUUCUAGUCCCAACAAUGAAACGCAACACACGUAUAUUGUCGCUAUGCAGGAUGUUUUGAAGACGGGAUCAGUGGAAGCGGUCUACGUUAAGGCUGAGACCAGCAGUGGUGAUGAAUGCGAGGGAGGGAAUGGCGUCAACUACCAUCUUCAAUAUGUGGAGCCGCAAGAGAUCUAUACCCAAGGGCCGCAAGCACAUAUGGAAACGCUCCGCGCGUACCCGGUGUUCGGCGUUGCGAAUGUGGAGCCGGUGAACGCGGAGGCGGGUGCCGGCGCGGACGGCGAGUGGAGCGGCGAGUUCACGUUCAGCGCGGAGGGCGCGGGGGCGGGGGCGGGAGCCGGCGCGGGGGCGGGCGGGGGCUCGGGCGCCGGUGCGGGGGCGGGGGCGGGGGGCGCGGCGGGCGAGCAGCCCACCUCGCCCGCGCCGCCGCCUCGCAUGCCGCCCGCCACCGUGCAGUGGCUGCUCGAUCAUUAUGAGACGGCUGAAGGUGUGUCCCUUCCCCGAUCUACACUAUACGCACACUACCUACGUCACUGCGCCACACACCGUCUGGAACCAGUGAACGCGGCCUCCUUUGGCAAGCUCAUUCGCUCCGUGUUCGUGGGGCUGAGGACGCGGCGUCUCGGCACUAGAGGCAACUCGAAGUACCACUACUAUGGGAUACGCGCGAAACCGACCGCACCGCGCGAUUCUCCAACAUUCCAGAACAAAUUGGAUCUGGAUGAACAGCAGGAGCCGCGUGAACGUGAACCGGAACAAAAUGCAGUUGGGCUCAACGGCGUGGCACAUCGCCAGUUCUUGGGUACGGUUGUCCCACCGGAUCCUCCAGAACUGUUCAUAGAUGACAUGCCAGAAGACGUGCCUCCAAAUGCUUUGCAACUACUCAAGAACCAUCAUAGGGAUCACGGCGUAGAGUUCCUGGAAGCGGUGGCCGCGCUGGACACGGCGGCGGUGGAGCGCGCGCGCCGCAACUUCUGGAAGCGGCCGCCGGCGGAGCUGUGCCGCCGCGCGCUGUUCCGGCUGGCGGCGCGCCGCGACGUGGCCGUGUGGCUGCGCAGGGCGGAGCUCGAGCUGCACCAGCGCGCCGUCGAGCUGCUGCUGCCGGACGUGCUGCGCCCCAUACCCUCGCAGCUCACGCAGGCGAUCCGCAACUUCGCGAAGACGCUGGAGUCCGCGCUGUCGGCGGGGUCGUGCGGCGCGCCCGCGCUGGCGGCGCGCGCGCAGGCGUCGGCCGCCGCCGCGCUGGCGGGCGCGCUGCGCCGCUACACCUCGCUCAACCACCUGGCGCAGGCCGCGCGCGCCGUGCUCACCAACCAGCACCAGAUACAGCAGAUGGUGUCGGACCUGAGCCGCGUGGACUUCCGCGUGGUGCGCGAGCAGGCGGCGUGGGCGUGCGCGUGCGGCAACGCGCCCACCGCGCACAAGCUCGAGGCGGACUUCAAGGCGACGCUGGGGCGCGGCGCGUCGCUGGAGCAGUGGGCGGGCUGGCUGGAGGCGUGCGUGCGCGGCGCGCUGGCGCCGCACGCCGCGCGCGCCGACUUCACCGCGCGCGCGCGCCGCCUGCUGCUCGACUGGUCCUUCUACUCCUCGCUCGUCAUCCGCGAGCUCACGCUCAGGUCGGCCGCGUCGUUCGGCUCGUUCCACCUCAUCCGGCUGCUGUACGACGAGUACGUCGCCUUCCUCAUCGAGCGCCGCGUCGCCGCGCACCGCCGCGAGCCACCCAUCGCCGUCAUGCAGCGCGCGCUGGACGAAGAUGACGAGUUGCCCGAGGAGCCGGUUCGCGAAGAAGAAGAAGGGGAUGCGGGGGACGGGGGGGACGGCGAGUGGGAGUGGGGGGAGGAGGAUGACGAUGACGACGACGAGCUCGACUGUAAAAAGGCGCGCCUCUCUGAAUAGCCUCGGUUUCCCGAUUGGGAUUUUCUGAACCUGCCGCUUUAGUGAGCCUCAUCACCAAGCUUCUAAGGGCAAAUUUAUUAGAGACUAUAAACCACAUGGUUCUGUGCAAAUGUGCGUUGAUUCAGUUUAAAAUGUUGUGAAUUGAACAUAAAACAUUAUUUUUGCUUACUGGCAAUUUCUCGGUUGCCACAAAAGUUGCUAUAAUCCAUAAAAGUGACAAGUGAUUUGAAGUGUCAAAAUCAACGGAUUCCUUUUACCCGGUAUUUCUGGGUACUCUAGAUUUAAACCAAAAACACUAAUUGGUUUAAAGGGUACGAAGUUUCAAACAAAGAAGUCUAGUCACUUAGAUAAUGUUACAUAACUAAGUAACUACCUACGUUUUAAUUCUUGUUAAAAUACAAGUUUAUUGUCAAAUAUGUGUUAGAAAUUAAUUAAAAUAUGUUUAACGUGAGUGGAAUAUUUCCACGCCGGGAUUAUUACAGGUGGAGACAGUGGUAUCGCCUUAAGAUUUAAACAUGUUCGGUUGGACUAAAAAAAUCAAAGCAAUUAAAAUUUGCUCUGUCUGGUAACCAGCCGCAAGAUAAAACAGUUUAGGUUAUAAAAGCUAUCCGUUGUGUUAUGGUAAACCAAUUAAGUUCAGAACGCGUCAUGGCUCUUCUUCAUUGCCAUAACGCGCCGUAACCAUUUUUAUUAGAGCCAUAACAUGAAUUUCGCUAUUUGGAUUUAUUUACUUUGUCGACAACAUGAUGCGAGCUGUUUAUUUGGUGAAUAAUAAUUUCGCUUUUUGUGCGUAUUAUAUAGCAAACCCAAAGAAGAAUGAAAAUGGUAUUUUAUGGAAAUAAAUGUUUCGCAGUUUCUGUUAUGGGUAUUGUUUUUUUUUUCUUAAGGCGAUACCGUGAUUAUAAAAGUAUAGAUAUCUUAGGAUAUUAUCUUAGGAAAUGAAAAUAUUGCUAUUUAGGUAUCUUAGAUUAAUACAAUGUUACAAUCUAAGAUCUAUUGUAAAUAUACUUCCAAGUUUCAAAUAGGUCUAAGUAAAAUUAUUUUUGGAAGCACCAUUUAUAAUUAUAAUUUUAGUAACCAAAGAUUAUCUUAUUUAUUUUUAUGUGAAGCACAAAUUUUAGUUAUAUUCGCGGGUUUAUUUCAGAAUAAGAGACAACAGAGUUGUCUGAGGCGCAUGUAUGUAGACAAUCAUUGAGCCUCUUUAAUUGCAUGUUUUUAAACCUUAUAAAAAUUAAUAGUAUAUUAUUCGUAGUUAAAGAAAGAGAAAUCAAUGUUAAUACUUAAUAGCUUUUUGUAUAAAAAUGAUAAAAUAUCACACAAAAUAUUUUGGAUAACAAGAUUUAACCCGACGGCUAGCAGCAACAUUGGAUUUUUGAGAAAUUAAGUCUAGUUUUAAAGUGUUGUAUUUAUCAUAGAGUAUGCGGGUUUAAAAAUUAUUUGUGUAUUUUUAUGUAUAUUGCACUGUAUAAAUUUGGCACAGUAGUUGGUGCAAAUAAACCGUCUCGUCGUUACCUGAAGGAGGCCUAAGUCAUUUAUUGUAAGUAUCGUUUAAUAUGUUAUCUUUAUGUCAUAAAAAAAGAUACACGAUUUAUAUUCAGAAAGAGCGUAAAGGUCUUUUUUACGUAGAUGAGAUAUUUCAGGUCAACUUCUUAAACUAUUUCUUUCUGCUCAAAUAUUAAUGUCAAACAUAUAUUUACACAAAUUGAUGUCAUUAUAGUUAGGCUUUCAGUUUCUAAGUACAUCUUUUCCCGGUAAAUAUAAAUUAUUUUGCUAAGUAAUCUAGAUUGUUGGUUGGACGUUGAACGCUAUUUUGUUUAUAGACUCAGGAAAAUAGAGCAUGCAUUGUCUAUGGCCCUAUGGAUAUCCAUAUUAUAUUUUUGUACACAGUAAUUAAUGCCUUUGUUGUUGCCUUACAUACACUUUACCUCAAAUAAAAUGCGUUAAUGAUAAUUUUUACGGUUGUGUUUCAAGCAAAUAAGCGUUGUUGUGAAUUACCAUUUGCGUCUUACGAGGAAUCUGUAUACGUAGUGAAGUGUAAUCGAUGUCACGUCUGUCCAUAAGUAGUUAAAUGUUUUCUGCUAAGCGUAUAGGAGAAUAAGCCUUACUUCUGUGUAUUUACGUCUAUUAUACUAUGACAAUAUUUAAUAUUUAUCAGAAACUAGGAAUUUGUACACGGCUCACCGGUGCCUGCAGAUUUAUGAAAUAGAAAUCGGUAUUUUGCCUUAUUGUCGCAUUGGGGAAUUAUUUUCGUCGAUAUAUCAAUAAAGAAUGUUUAAUAUUUUUGCAUUGAUGUCUAAAUUGCACUAGGCGUAGAUAAAUGUUGUGUAAAUGUGAACUUCACUUCGUCUACGUAUUUUGUUUAGAUGUAAGCUAAUAUUAAUAUUCAAUAUACAAUAAAGGAGUCAAGAUUUCUGUCUAUGUUUAUGGAAAUUAAUAUUUUCAUAAAAACCUCCUUACCGAUGCGAUUAAUGAAAAGUUUUCCCUGAUUUUUGCUCUUCUACACUUAUUUUGUGAAUAUCGGAGAUCGAGUGAAGUUCUCAUAAUAAAUGUACUUAUAUUCAGACCCAGUUUAAAUGUAACCAUAAGUGUAAAGGUAUGUAAAGAGUAUCUCAAAUAAGCGUGUGGAGCUUGAAGCUUUAUCAAAUAUUUAAAAUGUUGAAACGUUAAUUUUUAAAGGAUUCUAAUUUUUAUCUGAUGUUGAAAUAUUUACGAGGCUACUAUGAUUAGUUAAAGAAACUAAGUAAUUAACAUUUUUAAAAAACACGAAUAGUGUUAUCAGUUUUUAUUUAUUUAUAGUAAUAUGGAUAUGGAUUAUAAUUCAUCACAGUUUAUAUAGUUGCUUCAAAUAAGAUUUUCUACCAACUCAUUUCGUUUUUUUAACUUGCCCAUGCGUAACAACCUUAUUAUUCCACGAUCCAUUUUAGUUUAUUAUACUACUACUAAAUUCGCCGUUUUGUAUAAUCAUUAACUCAUUGUAACUUCAUAACAAGUAUUCAACUGUAAAAAAAAAUAUUUUAAAGAGCUGAAAUACCUUCAAUUAUAUUUCACCUUUGAAAUGGUUGAUUUCAAGGUUGAAUAAAAUAAAAUCAAUAUAAGGUGCACACAUUUCGUUAUUGUUAAGCUUCAAGCUGCAUGCGUGAGAUGCACGAGCUUAUUUUGUAUUGAGCUAGAUAAGGACUUAGGUCUGUUAAAUGUUUAUGAACAACGAAUUAAAAUUGACUGCAUUCCUAUUGUUGUAGUCGUUUGUGAGCAUUUCUGUUAAAUUCUGAUUAAAAAUAUGAUUCUUAAAGGUACCUAUAAUAAUCGGUAAGUUACCAAUUGUUCAUAUGACAUACCAUCUAAAAUCGAGAUGUGGUUUCCAAUAAACAAUAAAACAGGCGAUCUAUUCAACCAAUAUAUAAUUACAACCGUAAAAAGGAAAGAAAGACUUUCUAAAGUUUUGUUUCACAAAACAAUGUAGACAUUCAUAUGAUCCAGAUUAUAUUUAAAUAUGCUGGAAGCUCACACUAAAUUAUUCUUAUAUAUCCAGGAAUGCAGUCACAAAUAUAGUAUGAGUGUUACUUAAGUGACAAAAUGUGUUUGUAUGGCUAAUGUUGGAUAUGGUUGAGCACACUUGGAAAGGAUAUGUAUGCAUUAUGUAUCGGUAUCAGAAAUAAAGCUAGUCAUGUGUUGAAAA
This is a messenger RNA of Zerene cesonia (dogface butterfly), 5818 nucleotides long. It is a transcript of the gene Rfx, whose product is annotated as MHC class II regulatory factor RFX1. The transcript has 16 exons. Gene Ontology annotation, molecular function: DNA-binding transcription factor activity, RNA polymerase II-specific; RNA polymerase II cis-regulatory region sequence-specific DNA binding. Gene Ontology annotation, biological process: regulation of transcription by RNA polymerase II. Bases 1 to 2142 code for a protein of 713 amino acids. The record is from RefSeq and is a predicted model, not a curated record. Lineage: Eukaryota; Metazoa; Arthropoda; Insecta; Lepidoptera; Pieridae.